AUGGUUUUGCAAGAAAAACUUCUGGAUUUCGACAACCAAACAAUAGUUCUCCAACCUUCCAAUCUUGUAGCUCUAUUUUUUCCAAGAGCCAAAGACGCAGCAGAAGCAGUCGAAGGCGACGAUGCAGCAGCAGACAAGAGCCCACCAAAUACAGCGACAAAACAAGCCUUCGAAAGCGGAGACACAGAAGCUGACAAAGAUGCAGCAAAACAAACCUUUGGAAGCGAAGACGCAGCGACAAAACAAACCUUCGGAAGCGCAGACGCGGCAAACAUUGCGACAAAACAAACCUUCCAAAGCAUGGGCCUCCGGUGCGAAAAAUACGUCACAGAGCACCUUCUUCUCAAAAACGCAUACCAAAGCAACCUGUUGUCCGACAUCUCCAAGGUAGACUAUCUGGAAGAGAACCUCGGUAACACGAAUUUGCACCUUCUGGAGGGUCUGACGGCCUUUGUAGACGACAUAUUUGUCUUUGGCUACGUUUCUCAAGAGGAGUGCGUCUUCCAGAGAGGAAAACUGUGCUGCACAAGUCAGGAGAAGAGGGCGGAAAAACUAGUGGUGGCAGGGGAUUUCUGCACAGCAAUCGCCGAAGAACAGCCGACGAUUCUAGAAAACACAAAAACCAUCGGGAAGCACGUCUCCACCUGGAUAGCGGCACCCAAGGAAGGGCACACACCACGCACAAAAAUAUACAACAAAGUCGUGUCGAAUUUCGAGGCAGGAGAAAUCCGCGAACAUGUUGGCGGCCAUCUGGCAGACUACGCCGACUACCCGAACCUGCACCUCCGCCAAACCUUCCUAGACCCGGAUGUGCAAGCUCGAGGGUGCACACACAUCAAAGUCUCUCUGUACGCGCCCCCACAAAACGAACUUUCGAGCAAGAAAGCCACAGACUAUGUCGGGAAAGUCUUGGAGCAAGUUUCCCCCGAAGACGAGGAGGACGGCCUCUUUGUGGUCCAACCCCCCAGUAAACAGUGGCAAAACCUUGCCAAAAACCUGGAUCGGUGUCUGGUUCUCGCAGACAGACCGCAAGGAAAUAUCUUUGUCGGCUGGUACGCCCACACAGAGACAGGAGGAAUUUCGGGGAUCCACGUAUGCCCAACACCAGCGAAAGUGCGAGACGAAGAAAAGUGGGAAAAAGCUGUCUUGUGGGCGGCGGGGGACUUUGGCUUCUGGAAUUGCCCAAUUUUUCGGGUAGACAUCCUGUCCACAGACGAAGAAGGGGUGGAGCUAGGCCCACUCCGUUCCUACACGAAAGACGAAAACGCUCGCACAAUACUCGCCGCAAGCAAAAAACCAAUACAGCUCCACCCAAACGAGGGCGACCCGUCGAAGCUUCUAUCGCCAACAGACAAAGUUGUGUGGAAAUGGCGGGACAAAAAAUGCCACGCAAUCGGCAACGAUUCUUCCAAAUACGAGCUCCAAGAAAUACAAGAAAUCGCAGAACAGAGCAAAAUAUCCGCACUUUCAACAACAAACAGAGAAAAAGUUCUUGCAGAGAUUUGGCAUGCCUGCACAGCUGAGGAGUGGAGACGAGAGAUUUGGCAGAGAAGAAAAACAGCGAAAAAAAGAGGAGGAAGCGGCAAAGGCUCGAGUAGCAGAAAUUGCCAACCUGCGAAAGUACACCGAGGCGAAGAAAUAAAUUCAAGCAAAAAGCUGGGAGAUUCGUGUAACAGUGGUUGGCACUCUGUCUGGUGCGACAAAAAAAGUUGUGGAAUUGCCAGCAGGCAGAAAAUGGGAUGUCCUAGGUUUUCGAGGCAAAGAAGACAAAGUCCGUGUUGUAUUGCGGCAUGGGAAAGAAGCGGCAGUUGCUGUUUGGGCGACAAAAGGUUUGCAAAAAAUCCUUGUAGAAUAUGUGGACAGCUUCCGUUCGGACGAGAAAGACAGCACUGGUCGGCAGCUUUUCUGGCUAGUGUCUUUCACAGGUGUCGAAAAAUUUGGAGGGUUGGUGCUGUGAAUCGAACCUUUGAAAACUUUCAAAAACUGGGAAGGAAAAACCAUCGUGUGGAACCCCAUACAAGUGGUAUCCGUGCCAGACAGUGGAAGACUUGCAUUCUUGCAGGCUCUAGGAUCAAAAUGCGAGGAGUACGAAGCCCUUUGUGUGGAAUUAGCCAAAAACUGUCUGCAGAAAAUCCCUGCGCCGGGAAACAAAACGACGAAAAAAACAACAGACUUGCCGGAAGGGGAGUACAUAUGCAAACGUUUCGCUACCACAAGCUUUCGAAACGCCUUGCGGACCAUUCUGUUCUUCCUCCCGCUCGGAGAAGAUGGGAACCAGCAACAGACGAAGAAACACCAACACACGGAGUCUUUCUGGAAAAGGAGAUAGCGGCGAUGGGCGGCAUCGAAGUGCUAGAAAAAAGAAAAACCCCAUUGCGUUGCUGGCUUGGCGAGGAGAAGACAACACCGAGCAACAGAAAGUGCCGCAGAGUUGCGAUAGCGUAGCCGUGGGGCAAGCCCCACACCCCAAACUUCUACACGGGGACAAUAGUUCUGCCUUCGAAGCAGAAAGGAAAGUGUCCCUCGAAAGCAACAACAAAGAGUUCACCAAGAUCCCAGUCAAACCAUUUUUUCGCUGUCUCCGAGUCGAUAUGGCCUACAAUGUGCGCCGAUUUGUUUUCCAACGAAGAGACAAACUUGCAAAGAGCAGGUGAA
Messenger RNA from Orbicella faveolata, 2655 nucleotides. RefSeq lists its product as uncharacterized. The record is from RefSeq and is a predicted model, not a curated record. Lineage: Eukaryota; Metazoa; Cnidaria; Anthozoa; Scleractinia; Merulinidae.